GCUUGUUGGCCAUUUGUAGCAAUACAUUUUCUUUGAGGAAAUGUCUCUUCAGACCCUUUGCCGUGGCCCAGAGUUUCCAGAGAGAAGGACUGAAGAAGCGCCCAGCAGUUGGAGGCAGCAGCGGGUGGGGCACGAGCUGGCGCACCCUGACCCUCCCCCACUCUCGCCGGGCUGGGGCUGCGGGGGCGGGCUCACGGGGGUGUUUCCGGGCUGUGGCUGCUCCAGGCCGGCCGAGGUUUCACUUUUGGAUCUGGGAAACUUUGGGUUGUGUGCCAGCUCGGCAGCUCCGGGACAGAGCCCUCUGAUCCCAGCCAGCAGAGCGGCCUGGCUUCAGCUCUGUGGGCGCGGGCACGCAACAGUCACGGUCACGUCAGCAGCAAGCACCUUCUGCCAGUCAGAGCAUCCCAGGACUAGCCAAGCAGGACUGCUUUGGAGGGAAAGAGCUCCCCAUCACUGGAGACGUCCAGGAGCAUGGCAUCGGCCUUUGCGAGGGUGGUCAGGAGUGUGGUCCAGGAGCUGGACCACGGUGGGGAGCUCACCCCUGUGGACAGCCUGCAGAGCUCCACCAGCUUCCAGCUCUACUGCCUUUUGGGCAGGAAGUCCUCGAGUUCACGGUUCUGGAAACACCGCUACACACGUGUCAACCUGUCCAUCAGGGACAUCCUGGAGCCCGACGCCCCAGAGCCAGCUGUGGAGUGUGGCAACACCUUCCAUUUCCACGAUGCUAUGGAUGGGCAGCUGCAGGGCAGCGUGGAGCUGGCGGCCCCAGGACAGGGGAAGCUGGCAGGCAGGGCCGCGGUGUCUGGCAGCUCCAGCGCCUCGAUGAUCGUGUGCACGCUGCGAGUGGCGCCCAACACCUGGGAAGCCAUGCGUCAAGAGAGGCGCUUGCGGCAGCCUGAGCACCAAGUCCUGCAGCAGCUGCGGAAUCGUGGGGAUGACGUGUUCGUCGUGACCGAGGUGCUGCAGACACAGCAGGAGGUGGAAGUCACCCGGACCCAAAAGCAGGAGGGCUCCGGCCAGUUUGCACUUCCGGGAACCAUGUGCUUGCAGGGCAGAGGCGAGGGCCACCUGAGCCAGAACAAGAUGGUCACCAUCCCCGCGGGCAGCAUCCUCGCAUUUCGGGUGGCCCAGCUGGUUAUUGGCUCUGACUGGGACAUCCUCUUCUUCCCGGACAAGAAGCAGACGACCUUCAGGCCACAGCAGGAAGGCUACAGGCCCUCCUACGUUGCAGGUGGCCAGCCGCAGCGGUCCUCCUGCCUCGCCUCCACAAAAUUCCUCCCUAUCUGCUUCAAGUUCCUGUCGGAUGGGCCCGUGGAGGACCGGUUGGCGACCACCGAAGACUUCCAGGGCCUGCAGGCAGAAGUGGAGGCUUGGGCCGUGGGCCUGGAGGGCUUGUCCAGGGAGCCUUGUGGGCAGCUGCUGGGGGCCCUCGGGCAGGUGCUGCGGGAUGAGGCCGCCCUGCAAGCCCUGGAUGAGUCGCUGGAGCACGGCCUGCGUGGCGGGCUUUUGGAGCCUCGGGAUGGUCCGGUGGGUGCUGUCCUCGAGUGCCUGGUGUUCUCCUCCAGAAGGCUGGAAAAGAGACUUGCUGGCCCCGUCUUCUACCUGCUGCAAGCUCUAGCUGUGCUGAGUGCAACCCAGCACGUGCUGCUGGCUGAGGUGCUGGAGAUGGGGGCCCUGUCGGGGUCGUUCAAACUGGUGGAGAGCCUUUUGGAGCAGAGCACCCCAUGGCAGGAGCGCAGGGCCGUGUCCCUGCCGCACGAGCUCCUGGGGAGCAGCUGGGGCUCAGAGGCACCCACCUGGGUCCUGCUGGAGGAGUGUGGCCUUGAGCCACAGGUGGGCGCCCCCCAGGUGUGCUGGAAACCGGAGGCCCAGGGCUGUGCGAAUGCGCUUUACGCCUGCCUGGCACUGCUAUUCAGGCUGAGCCGGCUCUGCUAGCCUGCAGCCUGCCCGCAGGGCAGCUCUCUAGUCGGGGCAGAGCUCAUGCUGCCAGGAGCCACACCCAGCCAUGUGGGCAGCUCCCCACAAGACCUGGGAGUUGAGGAAAGACAAUAAAUGUGAUGAACAAAG
Molecule: messenger RNA, 2067 nt
Organism: Delphinapterus leucas (beluga whale)
Lineage: Eukaryota; Metazoa; Chordata; Mammalia; Artiodactyla; Monodontidae
Gene: GSDMD
Product: gasdermin D
Biological process (GO): pyroptotic inflammatory response; defense response to bacterium
Cellular component (GO): NLRP3 inflammasome complex
Molecular function (GO): phosphatidylinositol-4-phosphate binding; phosphatidylserine binding; phosphatidylinositol-4,5-bisphosphate binding
Source: RefSeq, a predicted model, not a curated record